Fukomys damarensis (Damara mole-rat) is the source of this 1489-nucleotide messenger RNA. It is a transcript of the gene Ppil6, whose product is annotated as peptidylprolyl isomerase like 6. The transcript is spliced from 9 exons. Gene Ontology annotation, molecular function: peptidyl-prolyl cis-trans isomerase activity. The record is from RefSeq and is a predicted model, not a curated record. Bases 91 to 1104 code for a protein of 337 amino acids. Gene Ontology annotation, biological process: protein peptidyl-prolyl isomerization. Lineage: Eukaryota; Metazoa; Chordata; Mammalia; Rodentia; Bathyergidae.
UCGCCCCGCCCCUGGGACGCUGGGGGCUGGGCCGCGCAGUUGCCGUGGCAACACGCUGUGUUUGUACUCUGGGGAGUCUCGUAGCGAUCCAUGGCGGGCCCUGAGCAGCGCCAGCCCCAGCCUGCCGCAUGCAACUUUCCGUCUGCGGCCGAGCGUCCGCUGCAGGUGAAGGUGGUGGGACUCUUCAAAAGCUCCAGCUUUCAGAUCGCUAAGAGCACAGCUGAGAGUCUGAAGAGUACUUAUCCAUCAAAAUUUGAAGACUCUAUCAUAAUCCCUCUUCAAGAAUUUGCCUGGGAUCAAUAUCUACAGGAGAAAAAAAGGGAGCUCAAAGGUGAAAUCUGGGAAUAUUCUUCCCACGUGAUGUGUUUCCUCAAUGACCAACUCCUGGGGGAUGCACUUGACCUGCAGAGAUGGGCGCAGAAGGCGUGGGAUCUCGUGGAUGUGAAGCCUGCUGCCCUGUAUGAGGCACUCACUUUGGAUUAUUCCACUCAAUUCUUAAGAGACACCAAGCAUGAUUUUGUGUUCUUGGACAUUGGUGUCAAUUUUUUUCCAAUUGGAAGAUUGAUUUUUGAGCUGUACUGUGAUACAUGUCCCAAAACAUGUAAAAAUUUUCAGACCUUGUGUACAGGAAAAGCAGGGUUUUCCGAGAGAGGCAUAAGGCUACAUUAUAAAGGGUCAAUUUUUCAUCGAGUAGUACAGAAUGGUUGGAUACAAGGAGGAGAUAUAGUAGCUGGAAAAGGAAAUGAUGGAGAGUCUAUUUAUGGACCAAUAUUUGAAGACCUUCCCGGGAGCUUGGAAAGAACUGUAAAGAGGUGGGAGGCAAGAAGAGGAGUUGGUAAAAUGAAGAAUUAUAGAGAUGAAAACUUUUCAAUUCCUCAUAAUAAAAGAGGAGUUCUUGGAAUGGUCAACAAAGGCUGUCACAGCAACGGCUCACAAUUCUAUAUUACACUACAAGCAACUCCCUACCUGGAUAGGAAAUACGUGGCAUUUGGGCAAUUGAUCGAAGGAACAGAAGUUCUUAAACAACUAGAAUUAAUUCCAACAGAGAAUGAAAGACCAGUACAAAUAUGUAGCAUUAUUGACAGUGGAGAUCUUUAUGCCUGAUUUUCAUAUCAAUACUUUCUGUGAUGAUUUACUAUUUUCCAACUGACCAGCUGCUUCUACAUUUAAUUAAAGACGUGCUUGAUAACUUUUAACUUGAAAACUGUGGCUGACACGGUAGUUUGGCUUACUGGACUCCAAUUCCUCCCCUCUUUCCUUUCCUGUGCCUCAACCACAGAAGACUGUUAAAGCAAAACACUCAAUUUCCCUGACUCUUUUGCAGCCAGAAGUGGCCAUGAGAUAGCAGUCUGGGGAGUCGAACACCUGUCUCUUCCCUUCAUCCAGUCUUGAAUGCAGGCUGGCUGGAGCUGUCACCAAGAGAACUAUUGAGAGCCGGGUGUGGUGGCGCAUGCCUGUAAUCCCAGCACUCAGGAGGCUGAGGCAGGAG